CCUCCCCUCCACGACCCAACCCCCUCCCCGUCUCUCCACCAGCAGCUGCAGCCUCCACAACCCCCUCCCGUCCCGCCUCGCCGCACUUAUACACCAAUAAAUCUUCCCGAAGGCCGCUACUUUGACGGGGAUGGACAACUCUUCAAUGACAAGGACGGGGAAGGCCUCUCCUACAGUCGGCCACAGCCUCCACCCUGUGAGGACACUGAGCAGGCAGUGCGUAUUGAGGCCCUAUCACCGCCAACCCCCUUUCCAUCUGUUUCAGCAUUGAUGCCAACUGGAUUGCUCAUUAAAUAUUUUCUGAGAGUUGAUGCUGAUGGCUUAUUUCACACAUAUCCUCAUCGAGGUGGUCCAUUUAAGAGCUUAGAAGAAACCCAGGAGGCCAUAGACACCUAUCAUGCUAAUCGGAUUAAAAUCAAGUACUUGGGUGAGCUUUCCAAAGAGGACAGGUAUGUUUGGCAUAAACUAUAUUGGCGUGAUGGAACAAGGAAGAAUUCGAAGGAAGCUUUGGAUGCAAUGAUGAACCUUGACCCCACUUUGGAAGUAGUUAAAUGUUUACUAGACAAGCAUAAUGAGGAACACCAUCUUUUCGAGGAUCUUGCAUAUGAAGUCAAAGAGGUUGCGAGUUACAAAGCUCAUUUUCCGGAAAACGAUUCUCAAUAUGAAUGCAGGUCCUUCUCACAUUUAAAUGUGCUUGCAAAAAGAGGAUUGAAUGACGACGGGAAUCUUCUCUUCAUUGAAAUCACAUGCACAGAUGGUGAAUUUGAGGAGUAUGCGCUUACUUGUCUUUCUGCGGUUUCGUCCGAUGAUAAUGGUGAGUGCUGUGAAUGUGGUGAUGAUGUGAAGCAUCCCACUGGUGUGGAGUACAAAAAGGGUGAAGCCAAGCCCCAUGGUCGAUGCAAGUGCAUUAACAGGCCUAUCUCAGAUGAAGCAUUUAACAAGUUUAUCGUUGUGCGUGAUGAGGAUUCCCUGGAGGCGGAGGAGGCUAGGGUGAGACGGCAAUUCAGGAUACGCAGCAUAGCAGAUGGCCAUGGAGCGAGGGGCAAAUACAUCGUACCGGCGAAACGUGUGCAAGCAUAGAUGUAGAAUCAUUAAGGUUGUGCUGCGUUUGUUUUGGAUACCAGUGAUGCUGAGUAAGUAGCAUGUGAGUCUUUGGCAUCUUGCUUGCUGACGUAGAAGCCUCAGCUCAUUUGGGUGGAGGAUAAGCUGGUGCGAAGGUCCUGUGCAGAACCCUUGUUUAUGGUGGAAUAUCUGAAACAGCUAAUGAACACCUACGUUUUGGGGGAAUAAGCUGGCAAAACCAAAGUGGCUUUUUCAGUGCAAUGUGUUUUGUUGUGUCAGUGAAGUGUUUUUCAGUGCAAUGUGUUUUGUUGUGUCAGUGAAGUGUUUUU
Triticum dicoccoides is the source of this 1391-nucleotide messenger RNA. RefSeq lists its product as uncharacterized. The coding region runs from base 271 to 1080 and encodes 269 amino acids. NCBI's taxonomy places the organism in Eukaryota, Viridiplantae, Streptophyta, Magnoliopsida, Poales, Poaceae. The transcript has 6 exons. The record is from RefSeq and is a predicted model, not a curated record.